This is a messenger RNA of Seminavis robusta, 810 nucleotides long. The record is from the annotation of a GenBank genome assembly. NCBI's taxonomy places the organism in Eukaryota, Bacillariophyta, Bacillariophyceae, Naviculales, Naviculaceae.
AUGAACCAAGACAACAACAACACCGACUCCCCGGGAGACAAUGGCCGCGAGUGUCGCUUUGUAGUAACAGGGUUUGGUCCCUUUCAGGGAGUGCCAAAGAAUCCGACGUCGUUUAUCGUGGAAACCUUGUUGGACUUUUUGACUCAGAAUGGCGACCCAGAACUUGAGACUCUUGCCUCCAACACUACGGCAACCGUCUUGGAAGUAUCUGCGGUGGCAGUACAACAGUUUUUGGACGGUUUGUCGGAAAAGGAUUUGCCUUCCGAGUCAAUAACUACGAUUCUACUGCAUUUGGGCGUCAAUUACUGCGGGAAAGCUUUUCAGUUGGAAGAAUGCGCCUACAAUGAUGCCUCGUUCCGGGUUCCGGAUGAACGCGGAUAUCAGCCUCAGAAGCAGUGUAUCUCCAAAGAUCUGCCCUGGAAUCAUGCAUUAUCGACCCCGUUGGAUAUAUCCACCGUUUGUUCGAGGCUAUGGAAGUUAUAUCCUGGGUCAGAAGAGCGACAACUACUUCCACUGGCUAAGGAUAAGCAUCCCACCGACAUUUGUAUCAUUCCAAGUUCUGACCCUGGCCGCUUUGUGUGUAACUACACGUAUUGCUACAGCCUGGACAAGUUUUGUCGCCCACAACAACAACAACCCCCCACAGAUCCAAAAGAAGACGUGAAAAAAGAACAUUCCGUACCACCCAACAAGUUUGCAUCGCUCUUUCUCCAUGUACCACCCGUGACGGUAGUCCCACAAGAGGAACAAUUAAAGUUUGUGGUGAAUCUCAUGAAAGUGAUUCGGCAAGAGAUGAUGGCCAGGGGCUAG